This is a messenger RNA of Spirodela intermedia, 3191 nucleotides long. Lineage: Eukaryota; Viridiplantae; Streptophyta; Magnoliopsida; Alismatales; Araceae. The record is from the annotation of a GenBank genome assembly.
AUGGUAUUAAUAUUAUUAUUAUUUUUGUUUAUUCUCCUCUCCAGAAUGCUAUAUCAAUACAAAAGAUAUAUUUUGAUGGAGUAUUUGAUAUCUAAUUUGUCAAUGUCACCUAAUCGCUCUCCAUUGAACUUAAUAAAGACCUAGGUUUGCGAUUACUUUCAAACUCUAAUGAAUCAAUUGGAUUAUUGAAUGAUAACCAUCUCGUGUGUAGUUCUUAAUCAACUUGUCAUCUAUUAUAAUGUCACUACAGUGAUAACCUUAAGUAAGCAUCUACUCCUCUUUCCAUUUUUACUCCUCUUUCGGUACUAGUCGGUUUUCUCAAUGUGGUUCUUGUUGAUCUCUUAAAUUUUGUACUUUUCUAUAGUUUUUAUUGAUGUAAAUGAAUGCAAACAUCCCAGAAGGGUGGAACGGCUGGAACCAGUCACCACUGAAGCAGAUGGAAGAAGAAUGUUCUGGUGGAAGUUAUCACCAGACAUCAAUCCCAAUAACUAAACCGUUUCUUGCUUUGCACAUUUACUUUGGAAUAACAAAAUCAAAAGGGAAAUAAAAUGUUCAUGUUCUCAGACCAUUUUUUAUUGUCUACAGUCAUUGAAAGAUAACAAAAGGGAACUAAAAUGAGCAUGUGUUCACACCGUUUUUUAUUUUAUGCAUUCUUCGAAGGAUAACAAAGGGAACCGGCGUAUUCACAUUCACUCUGUAAUUCCGAUACUUGAUCUCCAUUGCUUUGACUUCGUUGUCUGCAGGAACCACGAGUGUUACCUAGGGGAUAACCUAUCACAUAAAUAAUUGUGAUUUUUUAUCAUCAAAUGAUAUUUUUACUAGCAGGUACUUGGUUUCUUGAUAAUCAAGAUAUUUCAUCACAUCACAUCACAUCUAGAGCCAAUCCUGCCUCUCUGAUCUACUUAGGAGGCAGAUUUAUUUACUCAUAAAUACUUCAUGCGAUUUUUCGAUUGGAAAGUUCCUGAUGAUUUUGCGUGAGUUUUAGAGUCAUCGCUUAUGAUUUAUUCAUUCUUGCCCUAAAUUUUCUGUAUGCAACUUUUCAGAUCUUUCUUGUCAGAUUGACUUUUUGGAGUCUGUCGAUCAUAUUAUUGAGCCAACGGAUUACAUGAAUGUCUCACAAUUUUCUCUUGAAUAUAUUGAUGAUGAAAACUCUCAUGAGCGUGAUAUAUACAAACCCAGAUUUGGAGGACAUCAAACUCUUAAGGAGAGAGAAAACUCCUUUUAUGCCAGAAAUGAAACUCUUCAUUGUGGUUUUAUCAAAGGUCCUAAAGGAUUUCCUACGGCUGGAUUUGAUUUGAACAAGAAGGACCAGGAUUACAUGCAUUCUUGCAAAGUUGUUGUAUCGUCUUGCAUAUUUGGGAGUUCGGACUAUCUGAGAAGGCCCACAAGAAGCAAGGUACAUGCUUUUUGAGAGAUGAAUAUGGUUAGUGUUAACUCACAAACAGGUCUUUUUAACUUAUGAUAGUUUAAGACACGCGACCAUUGUGACUGAGAAGACGUGGGGCUGCCCCUUUACUUUUUACUAUCUAUUCUGUUAUUCUUUUCUUAAAUUCAAUUAAUGUUUUCGUUCCUCUACAUCUUUAUUUGAGUUUGACAACUAGACAAUACAUAACGUACCUUUUCACUCUCUCUCUUUCUCUCUCUCUCUCUCUCUCUCUCUCUCAAAGUGAUUGCUUCUGCAAAGGAUAUAUGGGAAGAUCUUUAUCUAUCUCGAACUUUAUAACAUGUGUUAGAUAUUGCAAAGAUUUCGUUACUAAUGUCUAAUUACCUGAAGUCCUAUUCUUUCUCACCCUUUUUUUUUGGUCAGAUUAGCGCAUUGUCUAAGGAUCAGGUCUGCUUCGUAAUGUUCUUGGAUGAGUUGACAAUGUCGCAAUUGGCUUCAGAGGGGACUGCACCUGAUGAGAGAGGAAAUAUCGGUCUGUGGAGGAUUAUCAUAGUGAGGAAUUUACCCUACACAGACGUGCGCAAAGCUGGAAAGGUGCCCAAAUUCUUGUCACAUAGACUUUUCCCUUCGGCUAGGUAUUUCUUGAGCUUAUAAAGUCUUUUUUCUGGGCAUAUUGGAAUAAAAAUAUAUAUAUAUAUUCUUUAAGGCGUCUCUUGUCUAACAUUUUCUAGAUGACGACCGAUUAUAUGACACAUUUAUGAUAUGAAACCCAAUUAUGGCGGCGGCAUUAAGGAAUAAAUCUUGAUAAUUUUGGAUGUGCCCAUCAGGUCACAUCUUCUCUACUUCCCGGAUUAUUUCUUGCUCAAGAACAUGUGAAGAUUUCCAUCUUCUGGAGAUUCUCAUCUCUCUAGUUUUAAAUGGGCUCCUAAAAGGCGCAGGACAAGGAAUUGGCAUCCUUCAUCAACAUUAAUCUCUGGGACGCCUCAUCCCAGCAUUUCAAUUCUAAAUCUUGGGUCUUGUUUCAUGGGCUUGUCGAUCAUUGACAGUGGAUCCAUUGCCUUCACAAUUGUUUCUAGUUCUUGGUAUUCUUGUGAUUAAACUUACUCCAUUAUUGAUCAUUUCGGGCGCAAUUCUGUUCUUCCCAUCUUUUUAUUUGAUCUUGGCAGCUACUCAAUUUGGAUCGACAGCAAGAUGCGUCUGAACGCUGAUCCUCUGCUGAUUCUCGAAUAUUUCCUUUGGAGGAAGAGAUCGGAGUAUGCCAUCUCGAUUCACUACGAUCGCCGGUGCGUCUGGGAGGAGGUGCUCCAGAACAAACGCCUGAACAAGUACAACCACACUGCCAUUGAUGAGCAGUUCAUGUUCUACCAGUCUGACGGACUAGUCAGGUUUGAUGAUUCCGACAAGAACACCCCCCUUCCGAGCUGUGAGUCAACAAGAACCAUCACUAUUUUUUUUUUCUCUCUUCUCCUCUCCUUUUUCUUUCCGGUUGAUUGGUCCCAGUCGGUGUUCUUGGCUCGCAGAUGUGCCGGAGGGCUCGUUCAUCGCCCGCGCCCACACGCCCAUGUCAAAUCUCUUCUCCUGUCUCUGGUUCAACGAGGUGGAUCGCUUCACCUCCCGCGAUCAACUCAGCUUUGGGUACACAUUCCUGAAAUUCAGGAGGAUGAAUCCAGAGAGGGAGUUUCGGCUCAGCAUGUUUCAGGUAGUGGAUGAUGAUGAUGAUGAUGAUGAUGAUGAUGAUGAGCUUUCCCUUGCUAUAUAUAUAAUCUUGCCACAAAUAUCAUCACUUUGUGUGGUGGGUGGAUGGUGA